GAGCGGGUUGCGGAAACAGAAGAUUUUCUAACGGUCGACGAGAGUUAUCGUGGCAGCAAAACGGAGUACGUACCUGGGAUCAGGUGGCCGGAUCUGAUCGCGCAGGUCUUCAUUCACGCCGGUUGCGUUUACGGAUUCUACCUGAUGUUCGCGGAAGCUAAGCUGUUCACCAGUUUAUGGGCAUUCGUGACUAUAUACACUUCCGCAUUUGGCAUAACCGCCGGAGCUCAUAGGUUAUGGUCCCACAGGUCGUACAAAGCAAAAUGGCCGCUGCGACUGCUUCUGGUCUUCCUGUUCACCAUUAGCGGACAGAGACACGUUUACGCGUGGGCGUUGGAUCACAGAGUGCACCACAAGUACAGCGAGACCGACGCCGAUCCCCAUAACGCGAAAAGGGGUUUCUUUUUCGCCCACGUGGGCUGGCUGUUCACGACGCCGCAUCCCGACGUUGUUUUGAAACGGCAAGCGGUCGACAUGAGCGACCUGGAGGCCGAUCCGAUCGUCAUGUGGCAGAAAAGACUCUAUAUUCCUCUGUUCGCCCUCCUGACCAUCGGACUUCCGGUCUUUGUGCCGUGCUACUUCUGGUCCGAAUCUUUGUGGAUAUCUUUCUGGGUGAAUUUCAACUUCCGGUUCUGCGUGACCCUCAACAUAGCGUUCUUUGUGAAUAGCGUGGCGCACAUGUGGGGCCAAAAACCAUACGACAAAUACAUCUCACCGGUGGAGAACGUGGCGGUCUCGAUCGCGGCUCUUGGCGAGGGCUGGCACAACUACCAUCACGUGUUCCCGUGGGAUUACAAGACAGGGGAGCUAGGGAAUUACACGUACAACGUGACCACAGGUUUCAUCGAUGCUUUCGCGUGUAUAGGAUGGGCGUACGACCGGAAGUACGUGUCCCCGACGAUGGUCCAACGAAGGGCGAACCGAACCGGUGACGGCAGCCAUGUUUGGGGCUACGGCGACACUGACAUACCUACCGAGGAUCUUCAGGAAUUGAAUCAAAUGGAUCAGAAGAACAAGUAAACAUCUCGUUGUUCAACGACGAGGCAUCGAACGUUUUAUUUUUGUUUUUGUUUUGUUUUAACAACGAGACAGAGAUCUAU
Dufourea novaeangliae is the source of this 1100-nucleotide messenger RNA. RefSeq names its product acyl-CoA Delta(11) desaturase. Gene Ontology annotation, molecular function: iron ion binding; stearoyl-CoA 9-desaturase activity. The transcript is spliced from 5 exons. The record is from RefSeq and is a predicted model, not a curated record. Gene Ontology annotation, cellular component: endoplasmic reticulum membrane. The annotation marks the transcript as partial. Gene Ontology annotation, biological process: unsaturated fatty acid biosynthetic process. NCBI's taxonomy places the organism in Eukaryota, Metazoa, Arthropoda, Insecta, Hymenoptera, Halictidae.